Messenger RNA from Prorocentrum cordatum, 1025 nucleotides. NCBI's taxonomy places the organism in Eukaryota, Dinophyceae, Prorocentrales, Prorocentraceae. The record is from the annotation of a GenBank genome assembly.
AGCAUUUCGUGGUAUGACUAUAGGAAUGCCAGGACGGCUGGUCCAUGCGAUGGAUCGGGGCCACCAGCCCACCGUUGUUUGAGCUGGCACCUCUCGUCAAGCUGCGCGACGUCGAACUCCGCGGGCGUUUUGGCUCAAGCCGCUACUGCUCAGGCCAGCUGGCUGUUGCCGAGGUCACGCGGCCGCCACCACUUGCCCCUACGCCGAGCCGUCCAAUACCAGAUGAGUUCCCGAGUUUCUCCUGAGCCGAAUUGUGCGCAGAAGGUUCGCUACAUACCAGUAAAUGUGAACGGCAAACAGGUGGUGGUCGGCGAGGGGGCAGACACGUUUCUCGUCGACAACAUUUAGCUGAGGAGCGGAGGGAUGCCUGGAGUCCAGGGCCGGUUCAGCAAGGACGUGGACGACCGGGAUCCAUCCGCCCUUGUGACGUUCGGUUCGAAGUUGCAGGGCGAGCUCGAGGGCGAUUGGCUCAAGGCGGUACUUCCAGAGGCAGCUCCAAGGCCGCAAGAUAUGGUGCCCGCGGGGAGGGUUCGCUACAUACCAGUGAUGGUUCGCGGCAAGCAGGUGGCGGUCGGCCAGGGGGGAGACACGUUCCUCGUCGACAACAUCGAGCUGAGGAGCACAGGGAUGCCUGGAGUCCAGGGCCGGUUCAGCAAGGACCUGGAUGACCGGGAUCCAUCCGCAACUGUGACGUUCGGCUCCAAGUUGCAGGGCGAGCUCGAGGGCGAUUGGCUCAAGGUGGUGCUUCCGGAGCCAGCCACGGCCGCGGGGGUUCCCGCCGGGGUCCCCGCGAACAGCCACGUGGUGCACGAGAAGUAUGCCGGCCCCAACACGAAGAUGUUCGGCCUCGGUGGCUGCCUCCUGUGCGGCUGCCUGGCCCUCCUCAUCUUUGCCUGCCCCGUGGACGAGCGGGAUGUGUACGUGGCGCCGAAUGGGGCCAAGUACACCCUGAGCGGCGCCCGGAUCCAGUAGACCCGAGGGCCUCCUCCUCCUCCUCCUCCUCAUCAUCAUCAUCAUCCUCCUCC